GCGCCGACGGUAUGACGUCACUGGACGAUCGACCGCCGACGAAACGAGACGACUCAACGGCUAAGGGCACAACGAACGAGCGGGAAAAGGACGAACGGUGGAGGCAAGGUGGACAACGGAGGAGCAGGAGGAGAAGGAAGGCGGCAAGACACAAACUCUCAACCUGGAGUAAAGCGAAGGGGACUACGCGGCACGGACGUUCGUGGGGCCAGCCGACGCCGACAACGAGUUGAAACCUGCAGGCAAAGUGAACGUGGCGUUGGAGCUGCCUUUUAGCGCUUAGGAAGCGCAGGGAAGCGGGGAGAGGCAAGAGGCGAGAGACGAGAGAAGCGGGUUCGAGAGAGAACGGAUCGAGCUUCGUAUGCUUCGGCUUCGGCGUCCCCCUGCAGGCUGAAGGCGUUUCGAGGUAGUGAGGAGCACGCACGCGACGACGCUAGGAGCCGCACCACCGGACAGCACCGAUGUUAUACGCCAUUUUGUGUUAGUGUCAAAGAGACGCGUUGGUCGCGAGUAUCUGUCCCCGUAGGGAUGUUUUUUUUCUUCAUUUUCUCAAAUGAAUGAGAUCUCCGUGGUGGACAUUGCCGUGAUCAAGGAGGUGUGCCAGUGGAGCAAGGCACUAUCAUCGAGGUGCUCUGUGUUCAUUUGGUGCGAUAUUUUAUGUUAUUAUACACACCUAACGCAAGAGAGUAAAAAAAAGUGCUAGAGGAGUAAUAUAUUGUAAUAUAUACACGCGAGAUAAUGAACAUCAUUCGACGAGAGGUAUUAUUAAGGUGAAGAAAACGACGCGUGAUACCUCAACAACAACAAAAACGCCAGCAGGAUUUGAAUACAUUUUACGCGACGGCCAGGAUUAGGACGGUGAAAGCAGGGGCGCGAGAAUGCGCACCCCGGCAGAAGCAGACACGCUGUCUCAAUCCGAGGCCUUCGCCUUCGAUACUUCAGAAUUGGAAAAGGCGGCAGCUGCGGUUAAUCAGGUUGUUCUGUCCGCUUCCCAGCCGGAGACACAUAUUUUCACCAACAGCAUGCUGUGUAUUCAAGAAGAGUUGGGGCAGCUGAGUGGCAUUGCUGGAGGACUAACGAUCGCUAGUCCUCAUGAAAUACCAUUACCUGAUAGCAGUACCACAGAGAGCAACAGCAAGUCAAGCGGGAGUGGAACAAAGUGCUCUCCCGUCUCUGGCACUCUAGACGCUCAAAGAUCCGGCUGGAUCGAGGGUAUUUUUGGAUGUCUUCGGCCCGUUUGGACGAUAAUCGGAAAAGCUGCAGUUAACGAAAUUAAAGGACACCAAACCAAUGACUGGGAGAUACCGUUCGAAUCCAUCAGCGAACUGCAGUGGCUUGGUUCAGGAGCUCAAGGUGCGGUGUUCAGGGGAAAACUGACCGGAGAAAUAGUAGCUGUGAAAAAAGUUAGAGAACCUCGUGAGACUGAUAUACGCCAUUUGCGCAAGCUCAAUCACCCAAAUAUUGUAAAAUUCAAAGGCGUCUGCACACAAGCACCAUGCUACUGUAUUGUCAUGGAGUUUUGCCCGUAUGGACCACUGUACGAUUUGUUACGCGCCGGGGAACCUGUACCUCCUCCUCGUCUCGUUUCUUGGGCAAGACAAAUUGCAGCUGGAAUGCACUACCUGCAUUCUCACAAAAUUAUUCACAGAGAUUUGAAAAGUCCCAAUGUCUUGAUUGGUCGUGGAGAAGUCGUGAAAAUCAGCGAUUUUGGAACGAGCAGAGAAUGGAACGAGAUCAGUACGCGGAUGAGUUUUGCAGGGACAGUUGCCUGGAUGGCCCCAGAGAUUAUUCGAAGUGAACCUUGUUCUGAAAAAGUUGAUAUAUGGUCUUACGGAGUUGUGCUGUGGGAGUUGCUGAGCGGAGAGAUACCGUACAAAGACGUAGAUUCCUCAGCGAUAAUUUGGGGCGUGGGUAAUAACUCUCUUCAUCUGCCAAUUCCCGCCAGUUGUCCGGAAGGCUUCAGACUUCUGGUCAAACAGUGUUGGGCUGCGAAACCACGUAACAGGCCAUCCUUUAAGAAUAUCCUAAUUCACCUUGAUAUCGCAGCUGUGGAAGUGCUCAGCAGAAAACCUGACGAAUAUUUCAGAACACAGCAAUCCUGGAAGGAAGAAAUCAGGGUGCAUAUGAAGCAAAUGCAAACUAAUAGUUGCAGCACACCAAGGUUUGAGGCAGAUCUUAUUCGUCGCAGAGAAGAUGAGCUGAGGCAUGCCCAGGAUAUCCGGGAACAUUACGAGCGCAAGCUCGAAAGAACAAAUAAUCUCUACUUGGAGUUGAGCGCUGUUUUAUUACAACUUGAACAACGCGAACGGGAUGUUGUAAAGAGAGAACAACAGACUGGGCACAAACAGUGUAAAAAACGGCUGGUACAUCCUUUGCUGAAAGCUCAAGAGAGGCUCCACCGCAAACGUAAUCCAACAAUCAACUUGUCUACCUCAUCGACACCAACGACUCCACCUUCUCCUGCUGAAUCUCCGCAGAGUCCAGUGAAAGCGACUUUAUAUACGCAAUUGAAUGAAUCUAAUCAACCAGAGACGGUAUUGGCUCCAAGCAAUAGCUUUAAACAGCGUAAAUUCAGACAUCGUAGAGUAGGCUCUGGUUGUGGUGUCAGCUCCAGUCCUAGGACAAGUCCGCACCAUGAAAGAAAAAAUACUGACGCAGCUCAUCAUCGGUAUGUCGACAGUCAAACUCAAACAGAUGUGAUGGAUCUGAGCGAAACUGAUUUCAGUCCUGUUGCACAGACCGCUUCUAUAGACAAAUUUGUAUUGGAAUUAUCCAGCAGGCAAUCGUCGUCCAGACGCAAAUCCGAAUGCCUCAAUGGCAAUACCAUUAACUCAGAAACUCACUACAGGAUGCAAUCUAGUCCCUGUUCAAGCCCUGAACCACCCGACGAAAAUCACAUAAACGGAAACGAACGCCUUCGAGAUUGCAGCGACGACGAUAAUCUUGAAACCUUAGGUCGAAAAGUCAGCGAGAUACUUAAUGCCAAUAGGCUCAUAUCGUCAAUUGAUAACGGAAAUUGUGACGAUGUUAUUAUAUCGCACAGGGGAAAGGAGGAACUUAUGAAACUACCAGGUCAAAUUUGUGGCAUCAUAAUAAGCGGAACUGAUGUACACAAUGAUUCCGACCUGAAAUCAAGACCAUGUUCAGACAACAUAGAUUCGCUUUGCAAUCACGAGGAUGAGGCGUGUGAGGAGAGUUGGUCUGAUGAAGAAGGCGAGGAUCCUAGUUACACCUAUAAUUUUUCUCUUCGGCGUAGAAGCAUUGCGAGAAGGCCUAUUGGACCUGGUUGCAGAAUGAGAAGAUCCAAGCAAACGCUGACAAACACUGAAUGUGUACUUGCUUCUGAUGAAGAAAAUACUUCAGAAUACUCACACCCGCCAUCCAGUCAAUCGUCAACUCUAGAAAGCAAUCCGGAUGUCCAGCGAGCGUUGCGACACAUACAACAUUCACAGAAGAGAAAAGUUCUAGACGAUGAGGGCACUUCUGAUACAUCCAGUCAAUCGGAAACUGACGAGGUCAGUGAUACAACAAUUGCAUCACAGCCGACAAAGGCACCUGUAAAAAUUGAAAGCACAGUAUAGGGUACAGAAAGUAGUUUGAUAUAGAAAAAGAAACAAAAAGAAAACCUGAAUUAUAGACUAUAUAAAGAUAAAAUUCGCAGAGCAUUACCAUAACAUAUAAGGAAGUUUGAAACGUUGAUUGAAGAUUCGAAAUUAAUAAAAACAAAAAUGUAUUGCCAGGUAACUGCUGGAUGAAAACGUGUCUUAUACAUUCUCAACACUUUCUAUGCAAUAAAUCGACUACUUUUAAAUGGUUUAUAAACAGGGUACAAAGAGAUAAAAAUAAGAAAAAAAAAACACAAUAAUGCCGUAUUGAUCCGAAUAUCAAACAAGGAUUUUUGUUGUUGACAGCGACCGCCAAAAUCGUCCUCGUUUAAACGUCGACCCGUCUUAUUUGCGAGUAACUAUGAAACACAUCCUAAAAUACUGUCUCGGAAUUGGGGGUCGUCUUAUACUCUGAACAAUACGAUAAUUGUUUGUUAUUUUUCUUUUUUUUCUUUCAAAAAGAAACGUAGUAAAUGUUUAUGGGUGAAGUGAACCAUGCUCACAAAACCUUACUUGAAUUACCUUAAAUACGUUUUGUCCUUUUCACUCCUUCAGCGAGACCAAAAGAUGAGAUACACCCAAGUUGACUCGAGUAAUGCUUGUGAAUUUACCUCUUUCAAUAAUCCUCGGAAGCCUUUUUGAUUAAUAAUUCUUUCACAUUCCAUAAAGACACACGAUUCAAGUGACAAUGAGAUAUGUAAAGAAAAAAUGAAGUCCAUCGAUUAAAAUAAUAUCAGAGGUAAGAGAAAUAG
Molecule: messenger RNA, 4357 nt
Organism: Diprion similis
Lineage: Eukaryota; Metazoa; Arthropoda; Insecta; Hymenoptera; Diprionidae
Gene: wnd
Product: mitogen-activated protein kinase kinase kinase 12
Exons: 14
Coding region: 879-3581 (900 amino acids)
Biological process (GO): protein autophosphorylation
Molecular function (GO): ATP binding; JUN kinase kinase kinase activity
Source: RefSeq, a predicted model, not a curated record